GCCGCGUAUGACCUGAUUCCAGAACAAACGACCAUGGUCCCCGGUGUCGUAGGGAAGUCACCUACAAUGGCCAGGAUUGCCGAGUUCGAGGUGAUUGAUCAACUGCGAAAACGUGUGUUGGAGAGAAGAUGUACUGCAACCUGGGAAGACCGAACCGAGGAGUUCACCAUCGGCCCGUUAUUGAACUGCAGUUUGACAUACCAUAUCAGCCACGGCGGUCCUCGCCAAAGGCUGCACAGAGACGACAUGAUCCACGGGAUCUAUCACAGCGGCGAAUACAGCCUCUCGAACGAGACCCAGCUUGGCUUCAUGAUCGCCGGGUGCAAAACCACCCGCGAGAACGGAGCUACGAUGGUGAUCCCCGGUUCUCACAAGUGGAAUCACACCCGGGUUCCUAGGACCGAUGAAGUCUGCUUUGCAGAAAUGGAACCGGGCUCCACGCUUGUCUUCUUCGGCAGUGUCUAUCACGGCGCCGGGCACAACUCUGUUCCCGAACAAGUGCGCAAGGUCUACGGUCUAUUCUUCAUCCCGGGCACGCUCCGGCCCGAGGAGAAUCAGUUCUUGGCUAUCCCCCGGAGCAAGGUGCUCGGCAUGAGCGAUAAGAUGCUGUCUCUGCUUGGGUAUAAGAAACCAGAGACCUGGCUCGGCAUUGUCAAUAACGGCGAUCCGGCAGAAAACCUUGGAGAAGUUUUGCAAAUGGCUAUCCAGUAAAAUACUAUCACACAGCCGAUACGUACUAUUGGGUCAUUGAGAUGUGGCAAUAUUAAUGAAAUUCCUGAUGAUUUGAUUGAUUGUGUUGUAAUCGUAGGAACGCGUUAUUCACCGCUAAUUACAUGAAAUUAGGGAAUCUAGGUCACCUGACAUGGCUGACUAGUAUGACACAUAUGAACAAUCAGAUCUGUAGAAUCGCUCCGCAGUUAGCAACAUUUUCCUUUACCAUUCUAUUGUACAAGGCUUGCAAAAG
Molecule: messenger RNA, 964 nt
Organism: Daldinia decipiens
Lineage: Eukaryota; Fungi; Ascomycota; Sordariomycetes; Xylariales; Hypoxylaceae
Exons: 2
Coding region: 34-711 (225 amino acids)
Source: RefSeq, a predicted model, not a curated record